AUGUCGUCGCCUGUGUUUGACAACACAGUGAUCUUACCUACGCCGUCUUACUCAACGCCCAACGUACUACCACAUCCAUCAGAAAUUCCAAGUCCGGAUCUGUUCGAGGAUGAUUCACCACCCUGCUCUGCCCAACGGAUGGACGAACGCAUCGCCAACGCGUUCGGACAGGAUUGGUCACCGCCAGCCACUCCACGAAAACAAUAUGCACCCACAUGGUACAAUCGUGACCAACAAACAAUACCCAGAGGUCCCUCACCUAACUUCACAAUCCACACUCGAAUCAACGUGUUAUGGGCCGACCACGGGGAUCACUACCACUUCGUGUUCAAGUGCCACCCGAACAACAAACGCAGAACGAUCACCCGAAUCAUCCAGGCAGGCAACCUGGAUACCAACCAAUCGAUGUCCAUAUUCUCCACAUGCCAACCAGUUAUCAACUGGGAGAAAUUCGCAGCUUACCUGGUCAGACAUGGCAGAAAUUACAUUUAUUGCAUUGGCGGGGAACUCCAACACCUCGCAACUGACGCUCGUUCAACAACACGAGCGGAACAAGAUUGUGCAACGCUGCUGCGAAAUGAUAGAGCGCAAGGGCAAAAGUUCACCAAUCUCAAGCGAAAGGCCAGAGUGGACUUGAUUAGGGAACUAGUUGAGACAUACGACGCGCGAACCUUGGCCGAACUCAAAGACGCCUUGAGUUACGACGAUCGCCUCAACCUAUAUGCCGAACAUGGUCCGUCCUGGAAAGAAACGGCCGAACUAACCUGUGAAGCAUACGUCGAACGCCUUCGAAAAGACCAGGAGACUACCAGCCUACACGAAUACAUUGCAAGGAACAACCACAACAGGACGUGUCAGAAACCAACAUCCACAACAGCCGGUUGCCAAUGGCUAGACCAACUAUUGGCAGUCAACCACAUUGACAAAAAUCGCUUCCUCACUCAAGUAACCAACAUCAUGAAUAAAAAAGAACAACGGAUCAAUGCCUUUGUUAUACAAGGGCCAACUACUACAGGCAAAUCCUUGAUGUUAAAUCUCCUCACGGAGAAUUACAUCUACGGAACAGUACAACGCAGUGGGGACCACAGCCAGUUCUACUUAAUGAACUUACUCAACAAAGCUGUGGCUCUUAUGGAAGAACCGCGAAUUACACCAUUGACCGUCAAUGACUUCAAGGAGCUACUAGGAGGGCGCCAAUUCGACAUUCACGUCAAACAUCAACCCGAUGCCCGACUAAGACGCCUACCCGUUCUCAUCUCAACCAAUACGGAUAUCUGUCAAUAUUUACAAUCCGAAGACGCGAAGGCCAUCAAGGCGCGAUACAACGACAUAGAGCAUCUACUAAACAACGAACACUACCUACCAACCCUAAACAAAUUGAAAGAUGUCUACUUCAUAUGGACCAUGGUCCAGAACGCACUGAACAUACAAAAUAGAGAACGAACAUUUAUAGAACUCGCGAACGACUACUACCAACACUUCUACAACCUAGACACAGGCCAACCUAGAGCACCACUACCUGACUUGGAAGAGAGGGAAUACUUCAUAUCCCAAAUAUAUAAAGCACAAGAAAAACGAAAACAACUCAGUCGAAAAAAACUUCCCACGAAGACAACACAACGGGAAGCAACACCAAAAGCACCAGUUAUUCCACUCCCCGAACAACCGAAAAUCGUCCUUGACACUGGAGAACACCUACAAGAACCAAUGGCUAAACGUCCAGCUCUUGAUACUGAUAUGCCUGAGGAUGGCAAAGGCGGAACAUCAGCUAACCCAGGAGCUCUACAACACGUCCACAACUUGUUCAAAAUACACUACUACAAAUUCGAUAUUACACUCACAAGAAAACAACACCUCACAAUUGCACAAUACAAACCAGCAGACACAGCCAUCACCCAAUUCUACAUCACCUGCAUACCGUAUCAAUUUUUCGAGUUUUGGGCGAUCAAUAAUGACGGAACUGCUUACAGGGAUCCAUACGACUCUAUCCAGAACUCCUUUGACUACUGCCACUAUGAUUCUGGUCACAUCCGCUUUAGUCACUUUGUUCCUCUACAACAUAGUCUCACAGGUACAACGCAACAGGAUGUCCCAGCGCUCAACACUACACCAUACGCAUACUUCUCGCAAGACAACCUAGGAAUACUCACUAAAAUCACAUCACCAAAUGCCAUAGACAUGUCAACCAUGCAGAAUCAAGCUGUGAAAAUACCAUCCAACACAUACUGGACAAAAACAACCGACGAAGGAUUAUUAGCACUAGACGAAACAAAGACAUUCCAAGGAGGACAAACAAUACAAUACAAUUUCAAAUUUAAUACUCCACCAUGGCCAAAACUUAAACAAACAAUUCCACGAUACGACGCAAACACUCUAGUCUACCUCCCACUAGCACAAACCACAGACGCACCAAACGGCAAAUUCUCGGGAGGAUGGCAAUACUCUUUCACAGAAUCCGCGUCAACAUCAGGCUCAGUCGCAUACAUUCCCGAACGGGACCUACCAUUCCUGUUUAUCUACAUUCCAUGGAUUGAACAAGUAAACGAAAAAGAAACAAUCGCCAGACUAUACGCACACAUACUGAUGGAAACACAAUUCAAUAUGACACUGUGGUCCGUACCAGAUGGAGCAGCCAAACUGAAUCCCAACUGUCACAGGAAAAAUCAAAUGACCUAUACCACACAUGCUGUCACAUCGAAAGACAUGUACCAUCAAGCUUAUCAAUUUCAUUAA
Messenger RNA from Echinostoma caproni, 2733 nucleotides. NCBI's taxonomy places the organism in Eukaryota, Metazoa, Platyhelminthes, Trematoda, Plagiorchiida, Echinostomatidae. The record is from the annotation of a GenBank genome assembly.